AUGGUUAGUUUAUCAGGUGUCAUUGCAUUGGCAGUGGUGCUCCGGAUAGGAUUUUUCUUGUUUGGCUUGUAUCAAGAUGAACAUAUGCCGGUGAAAUAUACCGACAUAGACUACUUGGUGUUUUCAGAUGCCUCGCACUAUGUCUUUGAAGGACAAUCGCCAUAUCUUCGAGAAACAUAUCGUUACACGCCAAUACUAGCAAUGAUGCUAGUGCCGAACAAUUGGGGGUCUUUAUGGUACAGUUGGGGAAAGGUAAUGUUCAUGGUUGGUGAUUUAGUGACAGGUGUUUUGAUUGCCAAAUUGUUGGCCAAGGAAACCGAUUUAACAAAGUCAAAGAAGUUGGUUUUAUCAUCAUUGUGGCUUUUAAAUCCAAUGGUUAUAACUAUAAGCACAAGAGGUUCGUCUGAAAGUAUAUUGACCGUAUUGGUAAUGCUUUCGUUGUACUACUUGGUUGAAAAGAGGAGUAUCUUUGCAUCAGCGUUCUGGCUUGGAUUGGCAAUUCAUUUUAAAAUAUAUCCUAUAAUCUACAUACCAAGUAUCUUGUUGUGCUUGACUAAUAACUCACAACCAAUUGUCAAUUUGCGCGUAUUAAAAUUGAUCAAUUUCCAGAAUAUCAAGUACAUAUUUUAUACGAUUGCAACUUUGGCAUUGCUCAAUGGGUUAAUGUACUUUUUAUACGGACAGGAGUUUCUUGAAAAUUCAUACUUUUACCACAUUAAAAGAAUAGACCAUAGACACAAUUUUUCAGUCUAUAAUAUGGUUCUAUACUACAAAUCUGCAUUACCAAUCUCAUCCAAAAUAGACAUUGAGAAAUUGGCAUUUGUUCCCCAACUCUUACUAUCAGGGGUAAUCGUUCCUUUCAUAUUUGCAAAACAGGAUUUACUAUCCUAUGGUAGAAGAUGGAAUGAACUUCGUCGAUUCGAGUGCCGUAUCAACACACAUCCCAACUCGUCAGAUGGCUCAUCGUAUGUUGAGCAGGGGAACACAAAAGUUAUUUGCACAGUACAGGGGCCCAUUGAACCCAGCAGUAGAGCCCAAAUGAAUCAGGAUCGUGCUAACCUAGAAGUCAACCUAACUAUUGCCAAUUUCUCCACUUUUGAACGAAAGAAACGGUCGAAAUCGGAAAAGCGGAUGGUGGAAAUUAAAACUACACUAGAAAGAACUUUUGAACAACUGAUACUAUUGCAUUUAUACCCUCGAACUAAUAUAGCGAUAAACGUACAGGUAUUGAGUCAAGAUGGAGGAAUGAUUGCAGCAAUAACAAAUUCAAUUACGUUAGCUAUAAUUGAUGCUGGAAUUGCCAUGUAUGAUUAUGUAAGUAGUGUCAGUUGUGGAUUAUUUGAUCAAUCGCCAUUACUAGAUUUGAACAAUUUAGAAGAGACUGAUGUGAGCUCCAUCACUGUUGGGGUCAUUGGCAAAAGUGAAAAAUUAGCAUUGUUGCUAUUGGAGGAUAAAUUGCCGUUGGAUAGCUUGGAAAAAGUAUUGAGUAUUGGAAUAGCUGGAAGUCAUAGGAUAAAAGACUUGAUGGAUAUGGAAGUGAGGAAACAUGGGAACGCAAGAGCAUCUAAAUUGGCAAAUUAA
Molecule: messenger RNA, 1581 nt
Organism: Lodderomyces margitis
Lineage: Eukaryota; Fungi; Ascomycota; Pichiomycetes; Serinales; Debaryomycetaceae
Product: exosome non-catalytic core subunit
Exons: 2
Coding region: 1-1581 (526 amino acids)
Biological process (GO): GPI anchor biosynthetic process
Cellular component (GO): glycosylphosphatidylinositol-mannosyltransferase I complex; membrane
Molecular function (GO): alpha-1,4-mannosyltransferase activity; GPI mannosyltransferase activity
Source: RefSeq, a predicted model, not a curated record